This is a messenger RNA of Rubroshorea leprosula, 2985 nucleotides long. The record is from the annotation of a GenBank genome assembly. NCBI's taxonomy places the organism in Eukaryota, Viridiplantae, Streptophyta, Magnoliopsida, Malvales, Dipterocarpaceae.
GGAUAAAUUGGACUUAGAAGAGCCGGCAACUUACCAGAAUUCCAGCAAGCAAACCGGAGCUGGCAGGGAGAAGAAGCCGGCGGCAUUUCUGCAGAGGGGCUCACGGGCUACCUCAAAAUUGAGGGAAAUAAAAGCAAUUAAGGUAAACCCAGCCUAAAUCAAGGUUAAAGAGAGGGAUUCAUGGCUAGAUCUUACCAGAAAAAGCUCCAAAAUCUCACACCCCCAUAGCAGCCGGCGGACAGGGGAGAAGAACAGAGCAGAACCGAGAUUUUCUGGGUUGAGAGGGAAGAUUCUAAGCCCCAAAUCUUGUGAUUUAACAAGAAAAGAAGAGAAAUUUCAUCAAGAUCUCACCGGGUUUUCAAGAGAGAGAGAGUCGCACUACUAAUUUGGUGGACCACUGUCUUGAUACUCCCCGUCCUAUAAUACAAACUUGGGACGAGAGUAAAGACUGCUGCUUCUGGGAGGGCAUCACAUGCGACAAGAUGAGAGGUCACGUGAUUGGCCUUGAUCUUAGCGGUAAUUGUCUUGAAGCCAAUCUAACUACAAAUAGUAGUCUUUUUCACCUUAAGAAAUUGCAGAGCCUCAACCUUGCUUACAACGAUUUUAGCUACCCCAAUCUCUCUUUUGGGUUCGACCGUUGGAAGAGUUUGACAUAUCUUAAUCUUUCAUAUUCAGUAUCUGGGUUCAACCAUUGGAAGAGUUUAAACUAUGUUGAUCUUUCAGCAUACAUGAAUAGCCCUCACCUGUUUGAUGAGAUCGUCUUGCUACCGAAAUUGGUUUCACUCGAUCUCUCUGAUAAUUAUGGUUUGCUUCUUGACAACAUAAAGUUUCAAAUACUUGUGCAUAACUUAACAGAAUUGAGGUUUCUUGUCCUUGAUUACUUGAAUAUGUCUCUGGUUGUGCCUUCUUCCUUGCUAAACUUGACUUCUUCCUUGAAGCAUUUGAGCCUUCGCUCUUGUAAUUUGCAAGGAAACUUUCCAAGCCAAGUUUUUCAGCUUUCAUCUCUCCAGCUUCUUGAUUUAAGCAACAACUCUUAUUUAGGAGAUAAUUUGUCUGAGUCAAACCUGAGUAGUACCCUUGAGUAUCUGAAUCUUGAUGGUUGCCAAUUUUAUGGAUCAAUUCCAGAUGUCUUUGAAAAAAUGCACAAGCUAACUCAUUUGAGCCUUUUUAAUAAUAGUUUUGAUGGUGAAAUUCCUACAUCAAUCUUCAACCUCGCUAAUCUUACUUAUUUGAGACUGUCAUCAAAUAAGCUAAGAGGGCCUCUUCCUCGCAAUAUAAGUGGACUCUCAUUUUUACUUGAGUUUCGAAUGGAUAAUAAUUUCAUCGUAGGUCCUGUACCAUCUUGGUUGUUUUCUCUACCUUCUUUAUUCUAUUUAGACCUCAAAAACAACAAACUUACAGGUCCUAUUGAUCAUGUUGAGAUACCUAAUCUCAUUUUACAAGAAACCUAUUUGUCCAAUAAUGAGAUAAGUGGUUUUGGAAAUCUUAAAACUGUUGACCUCAGAUUCAAUGUACUACAAGGAUCACUUCCCAUUCCAUCAACAACUUGGGAUUCUAUGCAACAACUCUUCAUUUCAGGGAAUAAAUUGACUGGCGAAAUCCCUUCUUCUUAUUGCAAUUUGACUUCUCUUGGAGUUCUAGAUUUAGCUAAUAAUAGUUUGGGGGGAAAAAUUCCAGAAUGUCUUGGAAACUUGAGUAAUCUUGUCUUCUUGGAUCUGCGGAUGAAUAAGUUUCACGGUAGAAUACCAAAUUCUUUUGUCAACAUGAAUACACUGAGAACUCUUAACCUAAAUGGCAACCAGUUGGAAGGGAUACUGCCACGGUCUUUGGUUAAUUGCAGUAAGUUGGAAAUUCUAGAUGUGGGGAACAACAACUUGAAUGAUACCUUUCCAGAUUGGUUAGGUGUUCUUCAAUCGCUAAAAGUUCUCAUCCUUCGAUCUAAUGGAUUUCAUGGUGCCAUCAACAAUUCUAUGCCUGCGUUUUACUUCCAUCAGUUGAGAAUCAUUGAUGUCGCGCAGAAUGAUUUUAUGGAUCUCCUACCGAGUAACUAUUUCAAAAUUUUGAAUGGUAUGAGAAAUGUGACUUCAGUUGAUAAAUUGGAAUACAUUGGUGUCGAGCAAUGCACUAGUGACAAGCAAGACAUUGGUAACCAGUGUUACCCUAAUAACGAGCAAAAAGGUAAACCUAUAAGAUGUACUCCACGUCUAUGUCCUCCAGAAGAAGGUCCUCAGUUUUAUUAUGAGGAUUAUGUGGAGGUAGUAGUGAAAGGGUUCAAGAGGAAGCUUGUAAGGAUCUUGGAAAUUUUCACAACUAUAGAUUUCUCGAGCAAUCAAUUUCAUGGACCGAUUCCUGAAGAGUUGGGAGAGCUCAAUUUACUUAGAGGGCUAAACUUGUCUCACAACAGUCUCACACGUCAAAUUCCGUCAUCAUUGGGGAAAUUAGCAGAACUCGAGUCAUUAGAUCUCUCAUCAAACAAGCUUGAAGGUGGGAUUCCUGAGCAAUUGACAAAUCUGACAUUCCUAUCAGUUUUGCAUCUUUCACACAAUAAACUUGUGGGCCACAUACCUGAAGGGAAGCAGUUCAGUACUUUCUCAAAUGAUUCCUACAUUGGAAACUCUGGGUUGUGUGGAUUCCCAUUGACAAAGAACUGCCACGAGGAGGAAGAACCAGGAGCACCUCCAAAAUUUGAUGAAGAGGAUGAAUCUGCAACGCUCUUUGAGUGGAAGUUUGCAUUGGCAGGCUAUGGGUGUGGACUGGUGUUGGGACUUAGUCUGGGAUACAUUGCCUUCACUACAGGAAAACCAUGGUGGGUGGUGAAGAAAGUGGAGAAAUACCAACAGAAAUUAAUUGGAAGGUGCAACCAAAGGCAUAAGAAGAGAAAAACCCAAAAACCCAACCAACACUGUUAGGUGAGUAAGUUUCUACAACUGUCUCUAUAAUAUUUGUGUUCUACCUAAGUUCUAACCAUAAAAAUCAAGGUAUAUU